GCCAACUCUGUCCUUUCCGGAGCAAGGGCCCCUGCUACGUCUUUCGUGCAGGCAUGGACAUAUUGGAGAAGAUCAUCUCCUUAGGCCAGUUCGUCUACAACCAGUGUGAAGAGAUGAAGUACUGCCAGCGCCAAUGUCAGCGCCUGGGGAGCCGCAUCCAGGGCCUGCUGCAGCCUUUGCAGGUGCUCCAGGCCCAAGGAGCCGGGAACCUGUCUCCACAGCUCACCGCCGCCUUGUGCCGUUUGCAGACAGCCUUAACCGAAGCUAAGAUGCAGAUGAAAACGUUUAAGAACAAAUCCAAUAUCCUGAAGUUCCUAAGAGCGAGGAAUGUCACAAUGCUCUUCAAAGAGGUGAACGAGUGUCUGAGAGAUGCCUCGGAGGAACUCUCGCUGCUGCUGCUGGCCAAACAGCGGAUCUUUGUUCCCAGCUCUUCCCAAAGAGAGUCCUGGCGAAAGGAGGAUCAGCAGGACGCAGAGGAAGACUGGGGAAAGGACAACAUCAACUGUUUACUGGAGCAGCUGGAAAGCAUCAUUCAAACUUUGAGGCAAUGCUUGCAGAAGCCCAUGAAGCAGUUUCCCCAAGAAUACAUCAGGGAGAUUAAGAAGGAGCAGCUCUCAGGGUCCCCGUGGAUAGAGCUAAGGAAAAGCGAAUCCAGCAUCCUGUAUAAAGGAGAAUACAGCAAAUGUCCCGUGACCAUAAAAGUGUUCAACAGCUCGCAGUCCAGCACUGGACUAGUGAGGAGUACUUUCAAUAAGGAGAUCAGAACCAUGAAGAAAUUUGAAUCUCCCAACAUCCUGCGUAUAUUUGGGAUUUGCAUUGAUGAGGAAGAGAAUCCCCCUCAGUUCUGCAUCGUCAUGGAGCACUGUGAACGGGGCACCCUGAGGGAACUGCUGGAUAAGGAACCGAACCUGGAAUUUGGUGUGCGCAUCUUCCUCUCUCUGGAGGCCGCCAAAGGCUUAUACAGCCUGCAUCACUCCGAAGAACCUGAGCUCCACAGAAACAUCACCAGCACAAGCUUCCUGGUCACUGAGAGCUACCACGUGAAGCUUGCAGGAUUUGAGCUGAGCAAAACACAGACUUCCAUCAGUCGGGAAGCGAAGCAAAAGAGAGCGGGGAGAGUCAAUGUUACCGCAUACGUCUCCCCGCAGGGACUGAGCAAUGUGUUCCACAAAUAUGACGAAAAAGCAGAAAUAUACAGCUUUGGCAUCGUCCUCUGGGAAAUCGCCACUGGGAACAUCCCAUUUGAAGGCUGGGAGUCUAGGAGGAUCCAAGAGAUGGCAAAGGCAGAAGGGUACCAAGAGCCACUGGGUGAAAAUUGCCCUCCAUUGCUGCAGGAGACCAUCAAUCAGUGCCGGGCCUAUGAGCCCUCCGAGCGGCCCUCUGUGAAGGAAAUCGUAAUGAAACUAUCUGCCAUUGAGUAGUGCCUUGGACUCUAAGCCAGCAAGUCUUUGGAUAAGAAGCUGAGAGAGGCAUCGCUCUCUUAUCUGCUUUUGCAAUGAAUUAUUCCUUCUGCUGGAAGGCAGCACUUCACUCCCGAUAGAAAACAAACCCAGCCACCCAGCACAUCCUUCUCCAAAUAGUAUUUCCAAAACUGUAUCUCUGAUGGUAAUUUUGGUAGAUGUUUUGCAAAUAUCUCUCAGUAUCCACACACCUCUCGACAGUGUGGCUUUGUAGCCCUCUUCUACCAAGACGUGGCGUUUACCCACCCACCCCCAUUUGAACUGAAGUUGGCAUUGCCGUUUGUUUAGGCAAGUACCAUGUGAAGAAUUGCUGAUGUGCCAAUUCUGAGCCAAGCUUCAAGAGACCUUACCAACACUCCAUCUCUUUCUCAGGAGCCUCCCCAGGCAUGAAUGAGCCUGGCUGACAUGCUGGAGGGUGAGAGACAAAGUGGGACAAACCGGCUCAGUGACAUCCAAAGUUAGGCUGCCAUCCUGAAUCUAGGAUUUCCCAUCUUGUCACAUGUGUACCCCCAGUCCCUCCCCUUCAUGUUGGGUGUAUACCCCUAGAUCGCCCCCCCCCAUUACUCUAUUACCUAUAGUACAACCCCUUCCUGUGACAUAUGUAAUCCGGGGGCUUGCCUAUCCCCAAAGAUAUAAAAACCUGGGUUAGUAAUAAAUCGUGCUCCCUCUCUC
Molecule: messenger RNA, 2132 nt
Organism: Echinops telfairi (small Madagascar hedgehog)
Lineage: Eukaryota; Metazoa; Chordata; Mammalia; Afrosoricida; Tenrecidae
Gene: MLKL
Product: mixed lineage kinase domain like pseudokinase
Exons: 11
Coding region: 54-1421 (455 amino acids)
Biological process (GO): protein phosphorylation; cell surface receptor signaling pathway
Molecular function (GO): ATP binding; protein kinase activity
Source: RefSeq, a predicted model, not a curated record